Strongyloides ratti is the source of this 1884-nucleotide messenger RNA. Its product is annotated as ATP-binding cassette sub-family G member 2. The record is from RefSeq and is a predicted model, not a curated record. The coding region runs from base 1 to 1884 and encodes 627 amino acids. Gene Ontology annotation, cellular component: plasma membrane. Lineage: Eukaryota; Metazoa; Nematoda; Chromadorea; Rhabditida; Strongyloididae. The transcript is spliced from 3 exons. Gene Ontology annotation, molecular function: ABC-type transporter activity; ATP binding; ATP hydrolysis activity.
AUGUCUAUCCUUAAAAGUCACCUAUCUGAUCCUAAUUUUACAAAUAAUUGUCUUGAGAAUGGAACAACAACAUCUAAAAGUCCUUUUAUUGAUCAUUCAGAACCAGUCACAUUAACAUGGAAUAAUAUUGAAGUAAAAACUUCAUCUCGACAUCUUCUUAAAAAAGUUAGUGGAGUUGCUUUACCUGGAGAAUGUAUUGCUCUUAUGGGUGCAAGUGGUGCUGGAAAAACAACACUUUUAAAUACAUUACUUGGAAGAAAUUCAGCAAAUUUAACAGUAUCAGGAGAAAUAUUAGUUAAUGGAAUUAAUGUUGAUAGAGGUAUUACUAAUAUUUCUUCAUAUGUACAACAAGAAGAUUUAUUUAUGGGUAGAUUAACAGUAUAUGAACAUUUAAUUAUUCAAUCAUACAUGAGAUUACCAUCAAAUAAUAGUUGUAGUCAAAGAAAACAACGUAUAAAAGAAAUUGUUGAUGAAUUAGAAUUAAAUGAUUGUCUACAUUCUAAAAUAGGUAGUGCAGGUUUAAAAAAAGGAAUAUCUGGAGGUCAAGCUAAAAGACUUGCCUUUGCUACUGAACUUUUAACAAAUCCUUCAUUAUUAUUUUGUGAUGAACCUACAACAGGAUUAGAUUCAUAUAUGGCUGCUCAGGUUGUCAGAACAUUACAUAGAAUAGCUUGUGAUACAAAUACAACAAUAAUUUGUACAAUUCAUCAACCAUCAUCAGAGAUAUUUGAAAGUUUUGAUAGAAUAAUUUUUCUUGCACUUGGAGAAAUUGCCUUUCAAGGACCACCAUCAGAUGCUAUAAAUUUUUUUCAAUAUCUUGGUUUUAAAUUUCCUAAUCAAUCAAAUCCUGCUGAUCUUUUUAUAAUGUAUUUAGCUAUUGAACCUGGUAAUGAAGAUGAAAGUAAAAAUCGUAUAAAUGAUAUAUGUAAAAAAUAUAAUAAAUCAAAAUAUAAUGAUUUAGUUAUGAAACGUAUUGAAUGGCAUAAAGAUAAUCCUCAUUCAACAGUAAAUAUGCCAAAACCUCCAUCAAUAUUUGUAAUAACAAUAGCAAUGAUAGUAAGAUAUUUUCUUGAUAAUUUACGAAAUAAUUCAAUAGUUUUUGUUAAACCAAUUCAAAAAUUUUCUGUUGGUUUAAUUCUUGGAAUAUUUUAUUUUCAAACAGUUCAUAAUCAAGAUGGUAUAGCAAAUUUAAAAGGUUUAUUUUAUUUUGUUAUUGCUGAGUCAAUUUUUCCAACAACUUUUAUGGUUAAUUCUGCUAUAUCCAAAGAAUAUCAUUUAGUUUCUAAAGAGUAUCAUGAUGGUAUUUAUCCAAUUAUGUCAUAUUAUAUAGCUAGAAUAUUAGCUUAUAUACUUUUUCCAUUAAUUGAUGGUUCUAUUAUGUGUACAAUAAUUUAUUUGUUAGUAGGACUUAAAUUUGAUAUUGUAGCUAUUUUUUCUUUAUAUUUUAUUUUAUUUAUGAUAACAUUUACUAGUAUCAGUUUUGGAAGUUUAAUAUCAGGAAUUUUUAUUGAAUAUCCUGUAAUUCAAUCAAUGUCAACACCAAUUCUUGUAUCAUUAUCUAUUUUUGCUGGUCUUUUUAUGAAUUUAACAUCACUUCCAAAUUAUAUAUCAUGGUUACAACAUAUUUCAUGGUUUAAAUAUGGAUAUGAAUCAUUUAUCAUAACACAAUUUAAUAAUUUAGAAAAUAUUCAAUGUACAAUACAAAAAGAUGGAGUUUUAGUUGAUACAGAAGUAUGUCUUAGAAAUGGAAAAGAAAUAAUUGAAAAUAUGGGAUUUAGGAGUGAUAACUUUUCUUUUAACAUGUUUAUUCUUUUUGUUAUUGGUAUAACACUUUUUCUUUUAGGAUAUAUAGCUUUUACAAUAAGAAUUAUUAGAGGAAGAUAA